UAACGGUUUCUGCGUUUCGUUUAGGGUUUUGCUUAAUCCCCAAAUUUCUCAAUUCUUACUUGACAUGCUUCUUCUUGAAUGGAUUAUGCGUUUCUAGAGCUCUGAAUCAAUCAAUGGCUGUCAUAACGAGCAACGGUAAACGCCCCCAACAUUGCCUAACCGUGAAUCACAAUUAUCCAUCGAAAAGACCCAGACUGUCACGCAUGACACACAACCACACCGAAUCGACUAGUAUGGUUUCAAGAAUUUCCCGGUACCCCGAAGCUAAGCAGCCGUUUAAUAGGGAGAUUCACGCCCCGUUUAGACCACGUAAGUUUGAUUUUUCCACCAGUUCGAGCUUCAAGCCUAGUGGUGGUUAUGGUUAUUCUAAUAAUGAGAAUGUUCGUAACGAUAUUGGGGGCUGUGUGUUAUUUAAAAAUCACCCACGUGAUAGUCACAAGGAUGCGGUUUCUCAAGAUUCAGGUGUAGAAGAGGUUCAUUUUAUAGAAGAACAUGGGCGAGAAUUGCGCUCUGUUGCUGAAGGCCACCAUUUGGAUGCCAAGGUUAUAAAUGGUGGCCUUCAGCAACAGUCAACUUCAUCUGUAGUUUCUGAGUUGUCUAACAGUAAUUUGAAUGUGGUCAGUGCUGCAAAGGUGUUCGACACUUUAUCCCUGAGUCCGGAAUAUGAUCUUUCAAGUGUUCAUGCCUACAGGAAGUUGCUUGAGACUGUUGUUAAGCGAACAGAUAAGAUUAAUAGGCUGAGCCUUGAGAUUCAACUUACUGAGAAGCUCAAGUCCACGUUUAAUUUGUUGCUCCCAAAGAAGGAACUAAUAGAGGAAGUGCCAUCGGUACCUUUUGUUCCUCUUACAAAGGAGGAAGAAGAUGAGGUUGCAUGUGCUUUUUCAGCCAACCGGAAGAAGGUCUUGGUUACCCAUGAGAAAUCUAACAUUGAGAUCUCGGGUGAAAAUUUUCAGUGCCUCAGGCCACAUGCAUGGUUAAACAAUGAGGUGAUAAAUUUGUACCUUGAGUUGCUGAAAGAGAGGGAGAGAAGAGAGCCACACAAGUUUCUGAACUGUCAUUUUUUCAAUACCUUUUUCUACAUAAAGUUAAUUAAUGGCAAGAAUGGUUAUGAUUUCAACUCUGUGAGGAGAUGGACCAGCAAAAAGAAAUUGGGAUAUGGCCUACAUGAAUGUGAUAAAAUAUUUGUACCUAUUCAUAAAGAGAUCCAUUGGUGCCUAGCUGUUAUCAAUACGAAAGAUAAGAAGUUUCAGUAUCUUGACUCGCUGAAAGGAAUGGAUACCCAAGUGCUGAAAGUGCUGGCUAGAUAUUUUGUAGAUGAAGUAAAGGACAAGACUGGGAAAGAUAUUGAUGUAAGUUCUUGGGAAAAAGAAUUUGUUGAAGACCUUCCUGAACAGGAGAAUGGGUAUGAUUGUGGGGUGUUUAUGAUCAAAUAUACUGACUUUUAUAGCAGAAACCUGGGGCUGUGUUUCAACCAGGAACACAUGCCUUACUUCCGGCGUAAAACAGCUAAGGAAAUCUUGAGAUUGAAAGCUGACUAAGCAAAGAAUGACCAUUUAACAGUAAUCCAAUACUUCGUCGUCCAUGGACCAUUUUGGGCAUCAGAAAUAGGAAAAAUCAUUAAUGUUAAAAUAAGCAGCGUUCUUUUUGAUGAAGGAUCCUUCACUUCUGUCACUA
Messenger RNA from Gastrolobium bilobum, 1674 nucleotides. Its product is annotated as putative ubiquitin-like-specific protease 1B. The transcript is spliced from 9 exons. Gene Ontology annotation, biological process: protein desumoylation. The coding region runs from base 114 to 1538 and encodes 474 amino acids. Lineage: Eukaryota; Viridiplantae; Streptophyta; Magnoliopsida; Fabales; Fabaceae. The record is from RefSeq and is a predicted model, not a curated record. Gene Ontology annotation, molecular function: deSUMOylase activity. Gene Ontology annotation, cellular component: nucleus.